CCAGGACAGGCUGCAUCAGAAGAGGCCAUCAAGCAGGUCACUGUCCUUCCGCCAUGGCCCUGUGGAUGCGCCUCCUGCCCCUGCUGGCGCUGCUGGCCCUCUGGGGACCUGACCCAGCCCCGGCCUUUGUGAACCAGCACCUGUGCGGCUCCCACCUGGUGGAAGCUCUCUACCUAGUGUGCGGGGAACGAGGCUUCUUCUACACACCCAAGACCCGCCGGGAGGCAGAGGACCCGCAGGCCUCAGCCUUGUCGCCCUCCUCCUCCACGUCAACCUGGCCAGAGGGUCUGGACGCCACAGCCAGGGCUCCCCCUGCUUUGGUGGCGACUGCUAAUUUUGGCCAGGUCGGCGGAUCAUCGUCCAGGCAGUUUCGGCAGAGAGCCUUGGGCACCAGUGACUCCCCGGUCCUCUUUAUCCACUGUCCAGGAGCUGCGGGGACUGCGCGGGGACUAGAGUACAGGGGCCGAAGAGUCACCACCGAGCUUGUGUGGGAGGAGGUGGAUUCCAGCCCCCAGCCCCAGGGCUCUGAAUCGCUGCCAGCUCAGCCCCCUGCCCAGCCUGCCCCACAGCCUGAGCCCCAGCAGGCCAGAGCGGCCGGAGAGCCCAGUCCUGAGGUGAGCUGCUGCGGCCUGUGGCCCAGGCGACCCCAGCGCUCCCAGAACUGAGGCUGGCAGCCAGCCCCAGCCCCAGCCCCAACUGCAGAGGCAGAGAGGGCCUGCAGGGAGGGACCCAGCAGGUGACUCUUCAGGCUGGUUCGCCCAUCCCAGAUAGAAGCCGGGAGUGUUCUUUCAAAGGCGUCUUUAGCUUAGACACUCAAUAAAAUGGUAACACAGUG
Nomascus leucogenys (northern white-cheeked gibbon) is the source of this 835-nucleotide messenger RNA. It is a transcript of the gene INS, whose product is annotated as insulin. The record is from RefSeq and is a predicted model, not a curated record. Gene Ontology annotation, biological process: glucose homeostasis; positive regulation of protein secretion. The transcript has 5 exons. The coding region runs from base 54 to 665 and encodes 203 amino acids. Gene Ontology annotation, molecular function: hormone activity. Gene Ontology annotation, cellular component: extracellular region. NCBI's taxonomy places the organism in Eukaryota, Metazoa, Chordata, Mammalia, Primates, Hylobatidae.